AUGAAAUCAGUAUACGUUGCUAACUUGUUGACAGUUUUGUUAGCCGCGGUCCAGGCAGGUCCAGAGACACGUAUCAUAGGAGGUGUGAAAGCCGAUAUGGGAGAGUGGCCCUGGCAGCUGGCGUUGUAUGUUGGGGGUAGGUUCAACUGUGGUGGAUCCAUUGUCGCAGCCACCUGGGGCCUCACUGCGGCCCACUGUGUUGGAAGCCUUCCAAGCAUCUAUCAGAUCGUCGCCGGGACAAACACGAACAACAUCAACUGCACGGCAUCCAACUGCAUCGUCAGGAGGCUAACAAACGCCACCAGGCACCCAAAUUUCACUGCGGUCGCACCGCUGGGCUACCCCAACGACGUGGCAUACAUGGCCUGGGAAACCCCGAUAAAGGAGGGAGCGAGUGGGAACAUAACGGUGAGGUACGCGAGGAGGGCCACCACGGAUCAUCAGGUCGGCAGGAAUUGCUACAUCAGCGGAUGGGGAAGGCAAUACGACCAGGGUCCGGCCGCUGUCGACCUAAUGGAAGCAAGGGUGGAUGUUAUAACGAAGGAGGAAUGCAAGAAAGUGUGGAGGAACAUGGUUUCUGACAGUCAGGUCUGCAUCCGAGAUUCCAAGAAUUUCUCCACGGGACCAUGCGAUGGUGAUUCCGGUGGGCCGUUGGUCUGCGAAGUUUCUCCAAAAAAUUGGGAGUUAGUAGGAGCCAGUUCGUGGGGGGUGGCCAGGUGCAACACCUCCUACCCAGCCGUUUAUACGAGGAUUUCAUCGUUCAAUAGUUGGCUCGAUAGUCAGGCAAGACCCAAACAAUGAUGACGUUGAUGAAGAAGAUUCAAGAAAUUUAAUUUAGAAUUUAAAUUUAUUUUGUGAUGUUCUUGUUUGGAAUGAAUAAAAAAUGGCGAGCA
This is a messenger RNA of Helobdella robusta, 893 nucleotides long. RefSeq lists its product as hypothetical. The transcript is spliced from 5 exons. Bases 1 to 801 code for a protein of 266 amino acids. Gene Ontology annotation, biological process: proteolysis. Lineage: Eukaryota; Metazoa; Annelida; Clitellata; Rhynchobdellida; Glossiphoniidae. Gene Ontology annotation, molecular function: serine-type endopeptidase activity. The record is from RefSeq and is a predicted model, not a curated record.